UCUAUACAAUUACAUCGUCCUUAUCUAUGCCCAGUACAGCUUUAUUUGUAGAUAACAAGGGACUAAAAUGUCGAAAUCUCUGUACAUCUAUAUUCCCUUGAUUGUCUUAAUCGGCUGUCUUUGGAACACUGAUGGAAUACCACGAUCCAAAAAAACGUUUGUCCCAAUCAACAUAGAACCGGACGAAUGGUCUAAUUAUGGGUUCCUGUACCAAAAACAUUUUAUGGCCAUGAAGAAAGGAGGAUAUCGCCACAGGCCUGUAACUUGCUGGAUGUACAACACGACAGUGGAAGAAAUACCAUUAGUUCACUCUCAGGACGGACUCAAAUUGGUUGAGCUGAAGGUGAUGCAGCUAGCCAGUAGUCAGGUGGGAAGAGUGCUUAAUUUCCAGGAGGCACACACGGCUCUGAUGUCAAUUGAUAGGCACAUAGCUGUCUUCUGUCACUCCUCAGCAAAUACAACCACUGUCAUCUGGUUGGAAGCGGUAUAGAUGGAAUUGGGCAUUACUGGCAUUAACGUCUUAUAAUUGUGUAAAUGUGCAAUGGUUGUUUAUCAUCGAACACCUUUGAAAAUAAAACAGCGCUCACUACGUAA
Ostrea edulis (European flat oyster) is the source of this 594-nucleotide messenger RNA. RefSeq lists its product as uncharacterized. NCBI's taxonomy places the organism in Eukaryota, Metazoa, Mollusca, Bivalvia, Ostreida, Ostreidae. The record is from RefSeq and is a predicted model, not a curated record. The coding region runs from base 68 to 490 and encodes 140 amino acids. The transcript has 4 exons.